UUUUGUGCUUUCCGUCUCGUCCGCGUCGGCACUCAAAAUCACAAUAAUUUAAAAUUUAGUGUAACAAAGUAUCUAUGAAACUCUUUAUAAAUUUUAUUAUUAUUAAUGGUAGAAUCUGUAAUAAAAACAAAAUAAUGCAUUGAUUAAUAAAAAAAAAUUGUUUUAUAUUUUAUAGAGUUAUAGACACAAACAGUGAUGCUCUAGUUAAGAGCCCCGCCUAUAAUUAUUUGUGUUGGCGUAUGGCUGACGAGAAUCUCUUGGUUUAAACUUAUAAGUUUGUUUCGACAAACUAUUAUCGUAUAUGCACGACUAUCCAUAAAUUUAGAUUACCAAUGGGGUGUGCUCAAAGUGAAAUAGCUCCUCAAAAUGAACAACCAAAAAAGGGUUGCACUGAUGUGUUAUGGCUUGUUAUUUAUGUCAUUUUUUGGAUACUUAUGAUUAUUGUUGCUGCAAUUGCCUUUGUUUAUGGAAAUCCACAACGCCUUAUAAAUGGGUAUGAUUCAUUUGGAAAUACAUGUGGAGUGGCGAAUAAUAAGAAAUUAAUAAAUUUUCCACUUGCGGGCAUAACCACUGUUGAUAAGCCUUACUUGUUUUUUAUGGACGUUAAAGAGUUGCGGAAAUCUCUUAAGAUUUGUGUUAAGAAAUGUCCAAGCAAAAAAAUGGAAACGUUUACAGAUAUACAAACUUUUUACAAAGAAACUGGGUCAAGUUUAUGUAGAUAUGAUAUUAAUUUGAACACAACAACUAACAAUCAAGGUUUAAACAAUUACAUAGGCCCUUGCCCUGUGUUACCAGUUUAUGAAUCAUUUCCACUUCUUAACCGAUGUUUUCCAAAGACAGCUAAAGAAGUAGCUCAAAAGGUUUUUACAGAUUUUUAUGACUUACUCAAUAGUUGGGACACAAUUGAGCAAAUGCUGUCUGAUUUAUACAAUUCAUGGAAAGAAAUGAUAAUUUGUGUUAUAAUAGCUUUUAUAUUUUCCUUAAUAAUGGUAUCAAUACUGCAUUUAUUGGCGACACUGGUAUCUUGGAUAUUUAUGAUUGCUGUGUCUAUAGUGAGCAUAGCAGGAACAGUAUUAUUGUGGUACACCUAUCAUGAGCUUAGAACAAAACAGAGAGAUUUCUCUGAUAGUACUGCAUUUUUGGCGGAAUCUUUCAAGAAUGAAAAGGCAUUUCUAUGGUAUUCAAUUAUUGCAACAAUUAUAACAGUUAUCCUGUUACUUCUUGUUUGGGUGAUGCGGUCUCGAGUAUCAUUCCUGGCAGCCCUGUUUAAGGAGACUGCUCACUGUCUUGGGUCCAUACCAGCGCUCUUCCUUCAACCAAUUAUUACAUUUUUCUUCCUUGUGCUGUUUUUUACGUUUUGGUCAUUUGUUGUUGUAUGUCUAGCUACUGCAAAUUAUCCUGGGAUUCCAUACAAAACGAACUUCUUUAUCAAUGGCUCAAUAUUGCCAGAUCAAAUUGACAAUGCAGCUGUGCAGGCGCAAACUUAUAAUGAGAGUGCUAAAUUGAAAAGCUAUAUUCUAGAUCCAAUAGAGUUCAAUCCAAUGUGGGUGAAGAGUAUGUGGUGGAUGUGCCUUAUUUGCCUUGUAUGGGGGAGCGAGUUCAUUCUCGGCUGUCAACAGAUGACCAUCGCUGGUGCUGUCUCGCAUUGGUAUUUUAGAGGCACGAACACGCACCCCUCACCAGUGAUGUAUUCGAUUGGGAAGCUUUUGAAAUAUCACUUGGGUUCUGUGGCGAAGGGGUCCUUCCUGAUUACAUUGUUCAAGAUACCGCGUUUGAUUCUCACCUAUUUACACGCUAAGUUAUCUUCGAGAGCGGAAAAGGGUUCCGAUUGUGCGAAAUGUGGACUUAAAUGCGGUAUUUGUUGCUUCUAUUGUUUGGAAAAAUUUAUACGCUAUUUGAACCACAAUGCCUAUACAAUUAUUAGUAUUGAGAGAUGUCAUUUCUGUAAAGCGGCUGCUAAGGCUUUCAGUACAAUAGUGAACAAUGCCCUACAAGUAGCGACAAUAAACAGUGUGGGUGAUUUCAUAUUAUUCCUUGGAAAGUGCAUCGUGACCGCAUUGACUGGAAUCAUUGGGUUGUUGCUGCUCAAAAGGAAUUCGGAUUUGCAUUUCUUCGCUGUUCCCACCUUGGUUAUUUGCAUUUUUUCUUUCUUCAUCGCUCACUGCAUUUUGUCGCUUUAUGAGAUGGUAGUGGAUUCUCUAUUCCUCUGCGUGUGCGAGGACCGAAAUAUGAACGGCGAUGACGGGAGAUGGAAGAAUUCUAGACUCGCAGAGUUGGGGGGACACAAGGCUGAUACUGCCGAAAUGGAGGAUUUACAAAAGUACUGAUUUGUAAAUUUAUGCAACUUGAUAUUUAAUUUAAAAAGAAUCAUUUAGUCGCCAUCUAAACGUGCCUUACACUGCUUUAUCAAUACUAAACGUCAUCUCCGGUUUUAAAACCAAUUUUUUUAUAUAUCUUUUUCAUCUGUCGAUUGUCGGUAGUGUUUGACAGAUGCGAGUAAGUUUAGUUUAUAAGUUAAACUUGUCUUUGAAUUCAAAGUUCACAGAUAGUCUUGACAUAUACUCACAAAGUGACACAGACUCGGUGCCACUCUUCCAUGGAUGCUAUAUUAUAGAGUAAGCGUGUAUAUUUUUUUUAAUCAACAACAUUUACUUAUAGAGAAAACGCUUUCUAAAUCGA
Molecule: messenger RNA, 2679 nt
Organism: Pieris napi
Lineage: Eukaryota; Metazoa; Arthropoda; Insecta; Lepidoptera; Pieridae
Gene: Ctl1
Product: choline transporter-like 1
Exons: 12
Coding region: 333-2327 (664 amino acids)
Biological process (GO): transmembrane transport
Cellular component (GO): membrane
Molecular function (GO): transmembrane transporter activity
Source: RefSeq, a predicted model, not a curated record